CCCAGGCACAUCACAGUUCACCCUCUUGGCUCUCCCUCCUAACAUCCACACUGCCCUUUUCACUUUUUUUUUUUCCUUUCAUCAUAAUUCCAACGCUUUAAAUUUCGUUCCUCUUAUCAAGUUUGAUAAAAUCUCCCAUUUGAAAUGGCUGUUGAUUCUGCUCUCUCAUCUCCGCUGGGUCCACCAGCAUGCGAGAAAGAUGCAAAAGCUUUGCAAUUCAUCGAGGAAAUGACUCGAAAUGCCGAUUCUGUUCAAGAAAGAGUUCUGACAGAAAUCUUAAGCCGAAACUCCCAAACUGAGUAUCUUAGAAGGUUCAAACUCAAUGGUGCAACCGACCGAGACACUUUCAAGUCCAAACUUCCAGUGAUUACUUACGAGGACCUUCAGCCUGAAAUCCAGCGUAUUGCUAAUGGUGACCGCUCUGCCAUUUUAUCAGCCCACCCCAUCUCAGAAUUUCUCACCAGCUCCGGGACUUCAGCUGGUGAGAGGAAACUCAUGCCAACAAUUAAAGAAGAGCUAGAUCGCCGUCAAUUGCUCUACAGUUUGCUCAUGCCAGUAAUGAAUCUUUAUGUGUCAGGUUUGGACAAAGGCAAGGGACUAUACUUCUUGUUUGUGAAAUCAGAAACGAGGACUCCAGGUGGUCUCUUGGCUCGCCCUGUGCUUACCAGCUACUACAAGAGUGACCAUUUCAAGACACGACCAUAUGACCCUUAUAAUGUUUACACCAGCCCCAAUGAAGCCAUCCUCUGUCCCGACUCCUUCCAGAGCAUGUACACCCAGAUGCUCUGCGGUCUCCAGGAACGCCAACAAGUUCUCCGCGUUGGCGCGGUGUUUGCCUCAGGUCUACUCCGCGCAAUCAGGUUCCUUCAGCUGAAUUGGCAACAACUCACUUACGAUAUCGAAACAGGUGCCUUGAAUCAAAAAAUCACCGACCCUUCACUAAGGGAAUGCAUGGCUAAGAUCCUGAAACCCAACCCUGCGCUUGCUGAGUUUGUUCGCCAAGAAUGUUCAAAGGACAGCUGGGAGGGAAUCAUUACAAGAAUUUGGCCCAACACAAAAUACCUUGAUGUUAUAGUAACUGGAGCUAUGGCACAGUAUAUCCCAACCCUUGAUUAUUACAGCGGUGGUUUACCUUUAGCAUGCACCAUGUACGCUUCAUCCGAAUGUUAUUUUGGUUUGAACCUUAACCCCAUGUGCAAACCAUCGGAAGUUUCUUAUACCAUCAUGCCAAACAUGGCACACUUUGAGUUCUUACCCCACGAGCCUAACUCAGCUGGUUUCACUCGUGACUCGCCUCCUAAACUCGUUGACCUUGUGGAUGUGGAGGUUGGGAAAGAAUAUGAGCUUGUGAUCACAACCUAUGCAGGAUUAUGCAGAUACAGAGUCGGUGACAUUCUCCGAGUCAGUGGAUUCCACAACUCGGCCCCGCAAUUCCAUUUCGUAAGGAGAAAGAACGUGUUACUCAGCAUUGACUCAGACAAAACCGACGAGGCCGAGUUACAAAAGGCAGUUGAAAACGCUUCUCAACUCUUGCGCGGGUUCAACACCAAUGUCGUUGAAUACACGAGUUACGCAGACACGAAAACAAUUCCAGGUCACUACGUGAUAUACUGGGAAUUGUUAGUGAAAGACUCCGGUAACUCACCUAGCGAUGAGGUCCUGAACCAGUGUUGUUUAGCAAUGGAGGAGUCCCUAAACUCAGUGUACCGGCAAGGCCGAGUUGCGGAUAACUCAAUAGGCCCACUAGAAAUCCGCGUGGUAAAAAGUGGCACAUUUGAAGAGUUAAUGGAUUACGCCAUAUCAAGAGGAGCGUCCAUCAAUCAGUAUAAGGUUCCAAGGUGUGUGAACUUCACACCAAUCAUGGAGUUGCUCGAUUCUAGGGUGGUAUCGGCGCAUUUCAGCCCAGUUUUGCCACACUGGAACCCAGAAAGGAGAAGGUGAUUUACUGAUUCAUUUAGGUAACGACCAGAGAUCAAAUCAAUGAGAUGAUUAUAUUUGUAGAUUCUCUUUGUUUUCAUUUUUUAAUCUACUUGAGUUUUAUUUUUUUCCUCCGUUUUGGAGUAGCUUUUGGUGAAAGAUAAAAGUGUAAGUUGAUUAGGAUGUUUCAAGAUCAGGUUUGUAUUUUGAUUCAAAGGAUGUGAAUUGACGCUGAUGGCUGUCCACUGAAUUGUUUCUUUCAUGUAAUGGAGCAGAUAAGGUUUGAUCUUUUGCA
Durio zibethinus is the source of this 2212-nucleotide messenger RNA. Its product is annotated as putative indole-3-acetic acid-amido synthetase GH3.1. Gene Ontology annotation, molecular function: acid-amino acid ligase activity. Lineage: Eukaryota; Viridiplantae; Streptophyta; Magnoliopsida; Malvales; Malvaceae. Gene Ontology annotation, cellular component: cytoplasm. The record is from RefSeq and is a predicted model, not a curated record.